This is a messenger RNA of Nymphalis io (European peacock), 810 nucleotides long. RefSeq lists its product as uncharacterized. The transcript has 5 exons. Gene Ontology annotation, cellular component: mitochondrion. The coding region runs from base 300 to 773 and encodes 157 amino acids. NCBI's taxonomy places the organism in Eukaryota, Metazoa, Arthropoda, Insecta, Lepidoptera, Nymphalidae. Gene Ontology annotation, molecular function: thiosulfate-cyanide sulfurtransferase activity. The record is from RefSeq and is a predicted model, not a curated record.
ACGCUGUAUUUUACUUUUUUGUUUCAUUAUUUAUGUUGUUUUAUGUUACAUUAUCUAUAUAAAUGUUGACUAUGGUUAACUUGACUUACUGCUUACCGUAUACUACAUAACCACUGUUACGUUUUAUCGCUUCAAGAUUUUUUUUUCGUUAUUUUUAUAUAAGAAUUUUGUUGAAACUAAAAUACUGAUUAAGGAUAGUUUGUAACUUAAUCUAAGUAGUAACCUAAUAAUUAAAAAGAGUACAUCAAUGCUUAAAGAAUAUUAAAAUUACAACUGUAAGCUGUCGUUAACAAAUUAUAAUGUCAUUUCCUCUAUCAUCCUCAAUUAUUAUUAGGCUGUUCGAAACAAAGAUUCAUAACUUGCAAAUAAAUAGAAAGUUUUACAACAGCUAUUUACUCACUAAAGCAGGUCAUUCAAAUAUGGUUGAUCCUAAAAGAGUUCUCAGCUAUGAGGAUAUGCUUAAAAUAAUUCAUCAACCUGAGAAGGUGAUUAUUGAUGUCCGUAGUCCAGAAGAGGUGAAAUCAACUGGCAAAAUACCUUCUAGCAUCAACAUACCAUUAAAUAAUAUGCAAGAUGCAUUAAUAACUAUGUCAGAAGAAGAGUUCAAGAAGCAAUUUCAAAGACCUAAGCCAUCUUCUUCAGAUGAGCUUAUAUUUUAUUGUCAAUCUGGUAGACGUUCCAGUGAAGCUCUUGACAAAGCACUUAAGCUUGGAUAUACAAAAUCUAAAACCUACCUGGGCAGCUGGAAUGAUUGGUCAAGUAAACAUAAAUAAAUAUAUUAUAUUAUUAAAUUAAUAAAUAAAACACAUA